Messenger RNA from Petromyzon marinus (sea lamprey), 2224 nucleotides. RefSeq names its product TraB domain containing 2B (gene TRABD2B). Gene Ontology annotation, biological process: negative regulation of Wnt signaling pathway. NCBI's taxonomy places the organism in Eukaryota, Metazoa, Chordata, Hyperoartia, Petromyzontiformes, Petromyzontidae. Gene Ontology annotation, molecular function: metalloendopeptidase activity. Gene Ontology annotation, cellular component: membrane. The record is from RefSeq and is a predicted model, not a curated record.
GUGGCUGUGGAGUAUCUGACCCAACACAGAGACACACGGCUGUUUAACCAGACCGGCAGCAACUUCACACAGCGCUCACUCGCAUCACACACAAGGUCCCCCCACCCGGCUAUAAAACUCCCCAGUGCGGCCCCCCACCCCUCCACCCUGCUCCCCCGAUUCCUACAUUUUCUCAAAAAUGCCACAGCGGGGAAUCCAACUGGUGCGAGCAGAAUUGAGGCACGGCGUGCGAUAGCACGCGCCUUCGCGGUGACUUCAUCUCAUCAUCGUGGUCGUCUUCGGUCAACAACAACCUCGUCGUCGUCAUCAUCAUCAUCACCGUCGUCACAAAGGCGGGCGUGGGUAAAGAUGCGUCGCGCAUUUGCCACCGUGUUCGCGGCGCUGUCUGUCGUCGCCGGAGGAAACGGGCACGAGGAUGAUGUUCGCUGCCCACUGCCAAAGAAACAGGGCGACCUCAACUCGUUCCUGUGGCGCGUCGAGCGCUCCCCGCCGGCCUUCCUCUUCGGCACCGUGCACGUGCCCUACGAACGCGUGUGGCCGUUCGUGCCGGGCAACGCGAAGCGAGCGUUCGCGCUCUCGCACAGCGUCUACUUCGAGCUCGACGUGUCGGAGCCGCGGACCCUGGAGGCCCUCUCGGCCUGCCAGAGGCUGCCACACGGCGAGACGCUGCCGGGCGAGGCGCUGCCGGUGGCCCUCUACUCGCGGCUCAAGCAUCACCUGGAGUACGUGCGGGGCAUGAUGCCCGUGUGGCUGAGCUCCAAGCCGGCACCGGCGUCUCGGUUCCACGACGCCGAUGCCGGCGGCGGCGGCGGCGGCGGCGGCCCGAACGGCGCCGCGUCAGCCGAGCUGCUGUUCCGUGCUCUGGCGGGCGACUGGGAGCGCAAGCGUCCCGUGUGGCUGCUGCUGCUGGCGGCGUCGCUGACGGAGGGCGACGUGCGAGGGCGGCGGGUGCCCUCACUGGACGCGCACCUCGCGCGGCUCGCGCGGCGGCUGCGCAAGAGGAGCGGCGCCGUCGAGCGGGUCCACGAGCAGUGCGCGCCGCUCAACGCCAUCAACGGCACGCAGGUGGUGGCGGCGCUGGAGGAGACGCUGACGCGCCUCGAGCGCCUCCGCGCCGGCACUGCCCGCGAGCGCUCCACGCCCACCGAGGAGCUCAUCCUGCAGUACAACUGCGGGGACCUCGCGUCGCUCAUACUGAGGCCAGAGGGUCCCGGGCAAGGCUGGCAGAGGGCCGUCGGCACGGAGGGCAUGGCCGGGCAGGCCCUCAUGUGGGAGCUGGAGAAGUAUUUCCGCAAGGAGCUCGUCGACAAGCGGAACGCGCGAAUGGCCCGGCGCGUCCACUCGCUGCUCGUCCGCCAUCCCGACAGGAGCUUCUUUUUCGCGUUCGGAGCAGGACACUUUCUGGGCAACGGCUCGGUGAUCGACGUUCUACGGCAGCAGGGGUUCCGCAUCCAUCACGUGCCCCCCGAUGGAAACAUCGACAGUCUCAACUUCACCCUGGUGACUCCAGUCCCCGACGGAGCCGGAGAUCCCAGGAAAACGCAGCCCAGGACCACGGACCGCAUGUCCAGCCAGCGCCACAUGGGAGAGGCGCUCGCUAACUGGGCUGACGUCAGAGCCGGAGAACGUGCCUCCAGCAAGCACAGGAAGUUCAGCGACCUGUGGGUCAAAUUCCAGGGCAGCGACGGCGUCACGACGCCAGCGGCCGCUCAGCGACAGACGGCGAACGCCACGGCGGAGGAGGUGGUGGAGGAGGAGGAGGUGGAGGAGGAGCAGUCAACACAGCCGCCACCACCGACGAGGAGGAAGAUCUCCGCACCCUCUACCGCGGCGACGACGGCGACGACGGCGACGCCGACAACAUCGGGGGGUCCGAGCCGAGGGCCUCCCCGGCUGCUGUGGCCGGCACUGCUCCUGUGGUUCCUCCACUGAGAUUAUUUAGAUUACUAUCCCCCCCCGCCCCCACCCGGCUGUAAAUGCCCAGGUAUCAAAAUACAAUAGGUUUGACCCCUUUCUGGCACUAAAACAGGCGUAUCUCUUACUCUUGCGGGUUUUUUGUUCCUGUUUCCCGGCUCUCUGACAUUGACAUUCUAAUCUUCUCAUUGGCACAGCCCCCGGUUGCUGGAGCCGUCUGACAUUGACAUGCUAAUCUCUCACAUUGACAUUAACGUACAAUUUCCUUCUCCAGCUCCCCCCACUUACCCUUGGGUUGGGGCCACCAGAA